AUGGUGGCUAAUGAUGCUCUCAUUGAGGCAUUCCAAGCUGGUUUAGCAACCCACUUCUUGCGAAUCCAAGACCAAUCCUUCCCGAGCGAGUUGCAUGACCGUAUGUGCGACAUGACGUUGGAUGCUUUCGCCUGGCCUCCAGAGGUCAAGAGUGCAAUGUCCAUGGCCAAUUCAAAGCAUUUCUUGGGCUUUACUGGCCGUGGCGAUGAGUUAACGAAUGACCACGUAGACAACCGUGAGGUUUUCGAUUUUGUGCUGGAGAGCAACCAAGCAGCGCAGGCAUAUCCGGGCCAACGACAUACCGAGUACGGGCUAUUGACAGGCUGUAAUCAGUGGCCAGAUCCGUCAAUUAUUGGCGAGGAUUUUCGCUUGACUGUUGAACAGUAUAUGUGCCAUAUGCGAAAAGUGUACCUCAAGGUGAUGGAGCAGUUAGAGAUCGCUCUUGAUCUUCCCAUCAAAGCCUUGCGAAAACUCGACACGCCGGACGCAUUGCACCGUCUAAAACUCAUCAAGUACAUCCCCGAAAAUGAGUUCGCAGGUACAUGGAAAACGAAGCAAGGCGUGGGAGCUCACCAAGAUGAGAGCGGAUGGUUGACGUUUGUGCAAGAGAUUGAUGAACCGGGGUUGCAGGUUCAUCUACGAAGCGGAAAGGAGUGGAUUGAGGUUCCUUUUGGGCCCAAUACAUGGGGUGUUAACUUUGGGUAUUCUGCCGUUCGACAUAUUGAGAUGAGAAGUUGCCACUGA
This is a messenger RNA of Endocarpon pusillum Z07020, 744 nucleotides long. RefSeq lists its product as uncharacterized. The transcript is spliced from 4 exons. Bases 1 to 744 code for a protein of 247 amino acids. The record is from RefSeq and is a predicted model, not a curated record. NCBI's taxonomy places the organism in Eukaryota, Fungi, Ascomycota, Eurotiomycetes, Verrucariales, Verrucariaceae.